UUUUUUUUAUUCAUAUAUAUAGUUGAAUAAAUCAAUAAAAAGGACUAAAAACAAUGACAAAUUCUUGUAAAACUAAGACAAUUUCAUUUUUACAUUCACCAUCUUCUAAUCAUUGCAAGUUUAUAUGGCAACUUGUAAAUCAAUAACCUGGUACAAGUUGCCACGACCUAUAUAGAUAUAUAAUCUAUAUACAAUAUAAUAGCCAAUCUUUGCACAAGAAUUGCUAAAACCUGUCUUCUGUUAUCUCUGAUAGGACGUUUUGUUCUUUAUAUAAUAUAAAAUGUACAUUGAAAAUCAUUUGGAUGUUGUUGGUCAGGGUAAGAGACAAAUUGAACCAUGGAGCACAACAACUGGAUCAAUGACCUACGUUGAGCCUUCAAUUCCAUUUCGUGCAAACGAAUUUUCACGUGUUCAUCAUCUCGUGCCAUGGCGUCCAAAUGUAGGAUAUGAAAAUAUUGAAGUACUUCCAUUAUCAACAAAAGCAAUUAGUAAUUACGCUGUCGAUCCACUCAGCAAUAUGUCAACAAAGCCUUUAAAAUUUCCAAAUUUAGUAACGGGUUUUCAAAGGAAUCCCGUUCAUGCAUCACAAGCAGCACUUUAUACGCGAUACACUCCUCAGGAAUGGUUUCAAAAGCAAAUUAUGUUCUACAAUGAAGCUGAUUCAAAUCGACAUUAUUCUGAGAGAAUCAGAAACGAUGCUGUUAAAAUUAUGAGAGAAGCAGAAGAAAAAAUACAAAAUAAUCAAUAUGACACUGGUAGAAGACUUGGGGAAAGAAUAACAGACGUGACAUUUUGGCGAAAUGAAGUUUCAUCGGAAUUAGAAAGAAUGAUUCAAGAAAUUGAAAGACUACAAGAUUGUCGAAUUGUUUUAGAAAAGGCAAUUCAAGAUAUUGAAAAUCCAUUACAUAUUGCAGAAGAAUGUUUGUAUCAUCGGGAAGCAAGAAAAGGAACAGAACUCGUUCAUGAUAAUACCGAAAAAUCUCUUUUACAUGAGGUUCACAAUUUGCAAAUUGGCCAAAAGAAACUUGAAAUGUGCCUUGAUAAAUGCAAAGAUCAACUCCGAAAUUGUAGGGCAUCACAAAAUCAAUUGGAGCUUGACUUAAAAAAUAAACAAAGUGCACUCGGUAUUGAUGUACUUUGUCAUCAAUUAAAUAACCGCAGUCACGGUUUGCAAUAUUAUUCAGGAAUUGAAAAAUGUGAUCCUUGUGUUUCUGAGCAAGAAACAUGGGCAGAGGCAGCCAAUAGGAUUAUUCAAAAAUCCCAAUCGGAAAGAACUAAAUCAUGUCAAUUGCGAACUGACGCAGAAACUCUUGUUAAUCGUGUGGCUCAAGAAAUGUGGGACUCUUGGUCAACGACAAAUAGUGCUCUUGCAAAUAGAAGUUCUGAAAUGCUCGAAGCAAAAAGCAAAUUACAUCAACAUCUUAAUAAGGUUCAACAAGAAAUAUUCGAUGUGGAGAAAAAUUUAGAAUUAAUGCGCAAAGCAAUUGCUGAUAAAAGUUAUGCGGUUAAAGUUGCCCAUACGAGAUUAGAAGCAAGACGACAUCGACCUGAGAUUGAAUUGUGUCGAGAUUUUGCUCACGUUAGUUUGCAAAAAGAAAUAGAAGACAUUAAUAGACAAGUGGAACGAAUGUACAAGGCAUUGAAAGAAAUAGAAAAUCAACAUCAAAGAUUACUACGUACUCGAAGUGGAUUGGAACAUGAUCUUGCACUAAAGAUAGAUGCAAUGUAUAUUGACAAGGAAAAAGUAACUGGCUUAAGACGAGCGUAUCCAGUAAAUGCACUUUUUAGAUUUUAAAUUACGUGAAUGUAAUUUAAUUCAUUUUUUCAAUUUAAUUAUUGUUGAAUUUGUUUUUUUUCAAUUUAAUUGUUGUUAAAUUUGUUUUUAAAUAUAUAUAUACGAGAAAGAAAAUUAAAAUUA
This is a messenger RNA of Leptopilina boulardi, 1918 nucleotides long. RefSeq names its product tektin-3-like. The coding region runs from base 281 to 1795 and encodes 504 amino acids. NCBI's taxonomy places the organism in Eukaryota, Metazoa, Arthropoda, Insecta, Hymenoptera, Figitidae. Gene Ontology annotation, biological process: cilium movement involved in cell motility; cilium assembly. Gene Ontology annotation, cellular component: nucleus; microtubule cytoskeleton. The record is from RefSeq and is a predicted model, not a curated record. The transcript is spliced from 9 exons.